Dreissena polymorpha is the source of this 1337-nucleotide messenger RNA. RefSeq lists its product as uncharacterized. The record is from RefSeq and is a predicted model, not a curated record. The transcript has 7 exons. Lineage: Eukaryota; Metazoa; Mollusca; Bivalvia; Myida; Dreissenidae. The coding region runs from base 188 to 1033 and encodes 281 amino acids.
AACACGCCGGAAUGGACCAAUAAUAAUUGUUUUCUUAUUUUCUAUAUUUAACGUCUUUUAGAAUUAAAAAAAAUCGUUAAAAUUAAAACCAAAUUGUAACAAAAUAUAUUCCGCUGUUCGUGUGCGCGUUUUGGUUCCGACAAGGAAGGAGAAACGGUUCUUUAGAUUUACGUUUGAACACGGCGGAAUGGACCAAAGACAUCACCUCGGAAACGCCCCACCGUCGCAGUCCUUUCGUGGAGGAAGGCCCCCCGCUGCAGCGCCGGAGAGACACCAAGGGUCUCAGUACCCCGAGCCGUAUCCCUUAACCAAAUAUGCGGCGUCCUCGGUUGCUAUGGGGACCCGUGGUAAGGACGAGUACGGCGGACAACUCCAAGAACAAAUGCAGUUACAGAGGUCGAAGGAAGCUAGUAAGCAGAUGGUGUAUUCCGUCUUCGGCAACUUCCUUGCCAUCCUAGAGGAGUACGAGGCACGCCAGUCUCCACAUAGGAACAUCCGGCGCUCCGAUAUUGCCAUAGCCGAUCAGUCACGGAAGACCGACGAAGACAUUGAGAGUAUCGUGGAGACCCAGUUGUUGUUGUUCGAGACCCAGUUCCGGUCAUGUAACAGCGAUGCGCGCUACGAGGUUAAAGAACAACUCAAAUGGAAAGCUAUCCAGUGGAGCGCCGUGCGUGCAGAACAAGGCUGCAGUAUGCGCCAGGUGGACGUGUUCAUCGCCCAAUUGUACGAGAUACUGGAGAAUAACCGUACUACGCAUGCGCACACAUCUAGACCCAAGCCGACAAUCAGUGAGGCGACAAUCCGCUCAAACCUGCCACACAUAAUGGCGGGAAAACACGAACAAGUGACGCUGGACUCGGCGUUCAAGGCUGACACGUCACGUGCCGCGGAGUGCCCUCGUGUCAGGAAACCCGUUGACUACGACGCCCUAGUUCUUGGAACGAAGCGAAUUGGUAACGCCAUUCCGAGUCUCAUGCCAGCUCUGAGCAGAUUCAUCGACAAAAAUCCGGAUAAGUUUACAAGUUUACAGUAGAUGUAAUGCAGUUACAGACAGAAUGUGAACACUAAAUAGUAUUCAGGUUAUCAUAAUCAGCGCUACUGAUUACCUGCUGUCAGAAUGUGUUACUAUUGGAUAAAUUUUUUAGUGGUCAUGUACUCAUUAAAAUGAUAAAGAAUAUUACAGUUAUAUGCAUGAUGUCGAUAUACUUAAAUCACAGUUAAAAGAAAAUAUUGUAGUGUCAUCCGUAAUUAUUAUUCAAAGUGAAAAUAUGCAUUUCAAAACGGAUUUUAAUUAUGCUAUUAUGGAGAAUAGGCGUUUAGAAAAAUCUUAAGUUUUA